AUGGCUCCCGGUGGCUUUGACACUGGAUUACAAGUCUGUCAUGUUUUCGAGGAGUGCGAGGUGAGCAAUUUCUGUUUAUAGGCGGACGAAAACCGAAGAGUGCCGAUUGCGAAAUACUGAGCAAAGGCUGAGCAAUUCAUGGAAUAGCGUAGGAUGACUCACGUCAAAGCCUUCUCAGAAAUCGUAGAAGCAAAAUAGAAUUGUCUGUUAGGGUAUUGAAAACAUUGAUGUUUGCGAAAACAUUUUGGUUGUGAACGGUAGAGGGCAUGUUUAUCGACAUUUCUACGCAAAUUUUCAAAAUUAUGUUUUAAACCUCGUAUGGCUUGGUGUUUUUCCAAAUAUUCCGAACAAAUUGCUCAUCCGUAAGCCCCUUCUCGCAAUCGUAUCCAGAUUCUGAGCACAUAGGACAAAUAUUCGUGACUAGCUAAAAUACACGUUUCAGGUGAACCUGCCGUCGACAGCAGAGCUGGCAGCUCAACGUGCUCAGCGGGAAUCUCUCCGCGUCUUCCAGGAAACGCUCAAUGAGAUCCGUCAAAUGGCCGAUCAACUUUCGGAGCGCUAUCGUGAAGCAUCGGAGGCAAGCGCCCGUCUAACCCGCGAACACGCAAGACUUCGUACGGAGAUGGAGCGUCAGAGAAGGCGAUUCAUCAGAAAAACCCGCGAAAAAGAGAGAAAGCGCGUCGAACACCACAACCGAGUGCUCAAAGCGUUUUUCGCUUCCAGGUUUGUUUUCCGUCCCUUUUCUGCCAGAAAAAUGUUUCAAAGAUACUGUUUUUCAGAGAACGUCGUGAAGCCUUCCCGGUUCUUGCCAGAGCCUUCUUCAAAAGCAUCAGCUAA
Caenorhabditis sp. 36 PRJEB53466 is the source of this 837-nucleotide messenger RNA. The record is from the annotation of a GenBank genome assembly. NCBI's taxonomy places the organism in Eukaryota, Metazoa, Nematoda, Chromadorea, Rhabditida, Rhabditidae.